AUGAGUGCUAACGAGUGCAGUGUCAGCGACGAAAACUUGGGUCUAGAGCCGUCAACAGUAGAUACCUUGCUGUCAGAAAUUGAGAGGGAGAUACCUGUGAUUGCCAAAAGACAACUUCCGCUGCAUGAAAUAGGCGACGAAACCAUGGAUAAAAUUGUUAGCUAUAAUACGCGGUCAAAUUCGAAUUUGAGCUCGAGCACCAGUGGGGAAGGUGACGACUGUGAUUUGACAGAGCAGCCACUCUCGAGUUCUCAGAAUCGUAAGUCAGUGAUGUUCAGUGAUAAGUUUGAGCUUCACGAAUAUUCCAGCAUAGAGAUCUCAGCAGUGAACAACCAGCCCAAUGACACUGGCAAGACGAACGUGGCCUGGGACCAUUCUUCUCUGCCAAAAGCUAAUCCAACAGCAACUGCGGCGUUUUCAAGCAAACGGGACUCACAACAAGACGACCAGGACGACUCGUCCAGCAAUGGCUCCGAGAGGUCCUUGCUGCUAACAGAGGAAGAGCUGAAAUCCAAUUCCGUCACUAAUCUCUAUGACAAGCUCGAUCUCGUGCUAGGAAACAAGCCAGGGUCUCCCAACGUUCCCAAACUAAAGGAAAUGAUCAACCAUGUCGACCAAUUGGCGUUCGAUUCGUCCAAGGACCGCACAAUGGAUACACAACCGCUAAGAAUCACUUUUGAGUCCACGCCACCUUUGAAUGGUAAUAGUGCGCAGCACCAGUUGCUGGAAUAUGAAAUACAAUCUCAGGACUCCGACGAAGAAGUAUUCCCGCAAGUUCAACAUUCCCCUUCCAAGAUCCCCACCACGAAUACUAUUCGCAUAAACAGGCUGGCCAAUUCUGAGUCUGAGGGUAUCUCAGGACCAAGCAGAGUUUCCUCCGGCUCUUCCAUGGACGAGAGCGUUACUGAUUUGGAGACCACAAUGAGACAGGAUAAAUUUAACUUUCUCCGGACAUCUAUACCACACACUGCAUCUGGUGCGCCGCCCGUGGUCUCCGAGUUUCACAUGUCAAACCGCAGUUUGGAGCUACGCGAAGCUUCCUGCAACGACUCUCGGGUCUUUAGCAUGGCAACAACAGCGGAUGAAUUUCAAUCAGCGAGGGAAAGUACAAGCAGCUCAUGGUCUACCGACGAGUCCCAAGGGUUCCAGGCAAUCGAAGACCUUCAAAUAUCUCAGGGUCUGGUACGAGAGGAAGAAACCUUGAAAAAUAUCAAUGAAAUAACAACUUUGGAUGAGUAUAGACGCAAAGAUCUCUCCGAUAGUAUCUAUUCAAAGGGUUUAAGAUUGCCUACACCAUUGUCUGAUAUUUUUAAUGAGGAUUUAGUUAAAUCACCAUCAUCUUCGACCGUCAAUGUCUCUGCUCUCCAGGAAGCUAACUACAACCAAUCGACUGGAAAUGACACUUUUGAUGACAAGCAAGUGGGAAAUCAAUCGAUUGGAAGUGAAAUAAUUGAUGAAAAGCAGGCGAACAUACCGGACUCAAACUACAAUGAGGCCAACGACAAAGAAAAUGAUAAUUCGGAGUUAGCAGUUGGUGGAGAACCAGAAGAGUGUGCUCAAGGGCCAAACGAUGUCACAAAGAAUGAUGAGGAAACCGAGUCUAUAAGCGUGGACGACAAGUCAGAGGCAAUUGAGGAAAUCCACACCGAAGAAAAAGUGGCUCUCAACGAAGAACAGGUCACAGAAGACUUGCUGAAAGAAACCCGAAUUAUUUCAAACAAUCUCGGCAAUUUGUUUGACGAUGAUGCUGUAUUCGCAGACAUUGGCGAUACCUCGCAGGAUUCUGUCGACAUCACCUAUGCCCUCAAGCCAACUUACCUCUCCAUAUGGCACUCCCAAGAAGGCUCAAUAAAGACAUCUCCGACGAUUUCAUCCAACUCACAGUUUUCACAUCAGUCCAAUACAACAGGCGAGUCUUCCAACUCUGUUCAAUCAAACUUCAAACUCAAGCCACGCAUUGUCAGCCGGAGUAAAAUCUAUUAUCCUCGCACAAGAAAGCGUCAAGAUUCAAAAACACUACUUCCUUUUUCCUCUCAAGACAACAGCUCAAAUGCAUUGGACCCACGUCGCUCUCAAUGGCUCCAACGAGUACGACCAAAUACUUUCAGCCAGGAGUCGCACCAAAAGCAAGUUCCUUCGAUUGCCCGUAUCGCUUUAGCUUAUGACGAAACGGAAGCCAAGAAGCACAGGGAUUCCGAAGGCGAAAGUCAAACUGCUGUACCUGAGCGAGAGGAAAAUUUGGACUGUGAACUUGCAAUGUCAAAUGACGUAGCGGAACACUCUAUGACAGGCAUUGGAAACAGCAGAAAAAGUUCACAAGUCUUUGAUACUUCUUUGGAGAUCCCUAAAGCGUUAGGUGAGGGUCUAGAUUUGUUAGAAGAUUUUGAUGACCUUUUGAAAACAUUGAGUUCCGACAAUAUGUCUUUUAAAGGACCUACCGGCCAACGAAAGGGAAAUCCAGUGGUGUACCACAUUUGGGGAGAAGAUAACUACCAGAAUGCCGCUGAGCUUUCUUUUGGUGAAGACGACAUCGAUGCAAGGACUACUGAGAAAGUACUCAAUGAUAAAAUUUUAACCAAACUUCUAAGCUUCGAUUCGAAGGCCGAGCAAGAGGAGCCCGAACAAUCCAAAAAAAUCGGUUUAGGCAUUUUGAAGACCGCCGACAGCGACGUAGCUGUCUACCAGUGUGACAGCUUCAAGGGUUUUGAGGUCGUCAGAUCGGCGUCCACGGAAAGUUUUGAGCAAUUCCAGGGUACACAAUCGCCCUCGCCUGUAAAGUCUACACAUGUGGAAAGCCCUUUCAAAGCUGUAAGGGCAAAAAAGCUUGAUUGCGCAUGGGGCGAGUCAAUGGAGGCUGCAGCACCACUUAAAAUGGAUCUCGAACCCGAGAUGCUACAAACUGCCUUGGAGCCCACCCGUCGCUCAUCCAUAAAGAGUGCUGGCAUUUUCGAAAAGAGUGACGGUCAUGAAGUGAGGGACUAUGGAAAGCUCUACAUCUUGGUCAAGUCGAUUAAAAACCUCACGCUUGAUGAUAUUGCACGUCACAAGGCCGAGAUUGCCAUAGAAUUUGAUAACGGGAUCAAUGUUGUACAGACGCCUUGGACACAUUUAGACAAGGACUCUUUAGAAUUGAACGAAGAAUAUGAGCUCGUUAUGAAAAACAUAACGCCGACUGUUUCCGCCCAAAUAACUUUGAAAUGCAGAUAUCAAAAGCCUUCCUCGCGUCUUGUUGAAGUCGUGGAGCGCAUUCCUAUCAAAAAGAAGUUCCCGUUUGGUAAACCCAAGUAUACUUUACAGAAGAAAUUCGUCCAGCAGAAAAUUGAUGUGGACAAUUGGGAUUACACGUUUGCGCAGGAUGGUUCAUUUGCUCGUUGCAAGUUGCCUUUGGAUAAGGAAACUCUUGAACAAUAUUCGUUUAGACGCAAAGACUUCUCUUUUCCACUUUACAAUGAGUGGGGCAGGGAACACUCCGAGGUAGACCCUAAAAAAGACGUUCAUACUCUUCCUCGAAAAUCGGCAUAUCAAAUUGGUGAGCUAAACCUUGAGAUGUGCUUUCUUUCCAGAACCUCGGAUCUUGAAAAGUUUCCAAAGACGCUUAAAUUGGCGCAAGGCGUAGUGGAUAAGUUCGCUGAACAGCAAAAAAUCAGCUUCGAAGGAUUUUUGUGGCAGGAAGGCGGUGACGUCGAUGGUUUGCUGCGGAAACGGUGGUUUGUCCUGAAGGGAACGCAGCUUAUCGCGCACCAUGAAAUAACGCGAAAACCCCAAGCUUUGAUUAAUCUCUUGAAAGUGGUUAGCGUUGUAGGAGAAGGGCAGCUUACCGAGGAGGCUGCUAAAAAAGUGAGAAACUUUACAGACAUGGUACUUUUCAGUGAAUGCUUCAAGCUGAUAUUUGAAAAUGGAGAAAUCAUAAAUCUAGAUGCCGAGUCUACGGAACUUAAAGCCAACUGGACUAAUCUGAUAACACGCGUAGUUGAGCUGAACAAGUUUCAUCAACCAUGGGUGAAGCAUGUGUUGAACAACAAACUUCUGAACCUUUAA
Molecule: messenger RNA, 4038 nt
Organism: Lachancea meyersii CBS 8951
Lineage: Eukaryota; Fungi; Ascomycota; Saccharomycetes; Saccharomycetales; Saccharomycetaceae
Source: the annotation of a GenBank genome assembly